Molecule: messenger RNA, 1390 nt
Organism: Rhagoletis pomonella (apple maggot)
Lineage: Eukaryota; Metazoa; Arthropoda; Insecta; Diptera; Tephritidae
Product: C3 and PZP-like alpha-2-macroglobulin domain-containing protein 8
Exons: 3
Coding region: 140-1030 (296 amino acids)
Source: RefSeq, a predicted model, not a curated record
GUUAGCUUCAGUUUUAGCUUGAAUCUCGUCGAAUGCGCAAGUGAUUUGAAGAGACAGUGAAAAAAUAAAGCAAAAUAAUAUUUAAAUUAUUGUUUCUACUAAAUUGUAGUAUUACAGCAAGAGUAAAUAUAUAAAAAAAAUGCCUGAGAUCAACACACCCGAUAAAUUGGAAUACCAAUUCCAUCCAGUCUCCGGUACUGUAUUCAAUUUCAAAGUGCGUGCCGCGCACGAUGCUCACUUGGCAUUGACCUCCGCGCCAGUGGAGGCCGAUCCCAUAUAUGAAGUUUUUAUUGGUGGCUGGGAGAAUACCAAAUCGGUGAUCAGAAAGAAUCGCCAGAAGCCUGAUGUGGUGGAGGUACAUACGCCUGGCAUCUUGGAAGCCAGCGAAUACCGUGGUUUCUGGAUACGUUGGUACGAUAAUGUAAUCACCGUAGGUCGUGAGGGUGAGGCAGCCGCCUUUUUGUCGUACGAUGCGCAAGACUUGUUCCCCGUAAACUUCGUAGGCGUAUGCACCGGUUGGGGUGCCAGCGGAUCGUGGUUGAUUGACGAUGCUCCACAGGCCAGCGCUCCCGCCUUUGGCUUCGCCCCACCCUGUGGCAGCGGUCCCGGUUGUUGGGUACCAGCCGCCAACGGCACCAUUCCGCCCAGCGCUGUUGAGGGAGGCUUCGAUGGCAGCGAACAAUUAUAUAUUGGUCGCGCUCGUCACGAGGGUGACCUCAUUCCCGGUAAACUACAUCCAUCACAUGGUGUUUGUUACAUUGCUUGGGGAGGCGGCGAACACGGUCAUGGCGAAUAUGAAGUUUUGUGCUCAGGCGGCGGUCAAUGGGUGCCCGUAAAGGAUGGUAACAUUCCACCAAAUGCCUUCCCUGGUGGCGAGACCUCUGACGGUGAGCCGCUAUUCAUUGGCCGCGCCACACACGACGGCACCAUCACCGUGGGCAAAGUUCAGCCAUCGCAUGGAUGCUGUUACAUUCCAUAUGGCGGUGAAGAGGUGGCCUACAAGGAGUUUGAAAUCUACAUUGCGGCCUAAACGUGUUAACCACAUGACUGCACGCGUUAACAAUUUAUGCAAUAAAUAUCUAUUUUAAAUGGAACAAGAAAGUAUACACAUAUAUGUAAAGUAAAAGCGCACAAAAUGCACUCAAUUAAGCGAAUAAUGUUUAUAAUGAGACUCGAAUGUAUUGUUGAUCAAACAAAUUGUAUUGAAAAAUAUUUUAAAAGAGAAGCAAAUAAUAUCAAUUUUGUUAAUAAGUGUUUUAAUAAGGCGCGCAAAAGUUAUGCAUAACGAUCAAUUAUGGUAUUUUAUUCCAUUGCUCUCAGACUGUUAAAGAUAGUAAACUAUUUACUUCGCUUUAAAUUUUGUAUUUAUUUUUUGUCAAAUCAGUUGCAA